This is a messenger RNA of Cucurbita moschata (crookneck pumpkin), 1775 nucleotides long. Its product is annotated as 3-oxoacyl-[acyl-carrier-protein] synthase, mitochondrial. The record is from RefSeq and is a predicted model, not a curated record. The transcript is spliced from 14 exons. Gene Ontology annotation, molecular function: 3-oxoacyl-[acyl-carrier-protein] synthase activity. Gene Ontology annotation, biological process: fatty acid biosynthetic process. The coding region runs from base 147 to 1574 and encodes 475 amino acids. Lineage: Eukaryota; Viridiplantae; Streptophyta; Magnoliopsida; Cucurbitales; Cucurbitaceae.
CUACGGAAAUUGUAUUUAAGGAAAGAACAAUUGAAGUGACUGCCGCGAGCCAUUCCUUGCAAGUUUCGAUGUUCUUACUGUGUCUUCCUCAAUCUCUGAAGGUCUGUUCGUCUCCAAUCCUCAGUGAAGGUGAUCAUUAACCGGCGAUGAUACUUCCGUCUGUCCGUCGCUUAUUUGCCAAAUCUCGUUUCCCACUGAGUCGCCAUGUUCCUUCUUCAUCAUUUUCGGCGAUUCAAGCUUUUGAUCCUCCUCCUGUCGUUCAUACUCGAAGAGUGGUCGUUACUGGUUUAGGAAUGGUGACUCCACUUGGUUGCGGCGUGAAAUCUACUUGGACGCGCCUAAUAGAAGGGGGAUGUGGGAUUAUAAAAUUAACCCCAGAAGAUCUCCAAAUUAAUGCUUUUGAUCCAGAAACUCAGUUGCACAUAUAUGACCAAUUGACAUCAAAAGUUGCUGCUGUGGUCCCUCGUGGAACAAAGCCUGGUGAAUUUAACGAAGAAUUGUGGCUUAAUUCUAAGGAGCAUCGCUCAAUUUCAAGGUUUAUAGGCUAUGCUUUAUGUGCUGCCGAUGAAGCCUUAAAAGAUGCGAAUUGGAUGCCAUCUUUGCAGGAACAGAAGGAAAAGACAGGAGUCUCUAUUGGUGGUGGAAUAGGAAGCAUCAGUGAUGUGCUAGAUGCAGCACAACUAAUUUGUGAUAAGAAGCUACGUCGCCUUAGUCCAUUUUUCAUUCCGCGAAUACUAAUCAACAUGGCCUCAGGUCACGUGAGCAUGAAAUAUGGAUUUCAGGGACCAAACCAUGCUGCCGUGACAGCUUGUGCAACUGGAGCACACUCAAUUGGCGAUGCUGUUCGGAUGAUUCAGUUUGGAGAUUCUGAUGUUAUGGUGGCUGGAGGCACAGAGUCCAGCAUUGAUGCUUUAUCAAUAGCAGGAUUUUGCAGGUCGAGGGCUUUAUGUACAAAAUACAAUUCAGCUCCACAAGAAGCUUCUCGCCCUUUUGACUCUGGUCGAGAUGGGUUUGUUAUAGGGGAAGGUUCUGGCGUCAUGGUGCUGGAGGAACUUGAUCAUGCUUUAAAACGUGGAGCUAGAAUAUAUGCAGAAGUUCGUGGCUAUGGGACUUCAGGCGAUGCUCAUCACAUUACUCAACCACACGCCAGCGGAAGAGGUGCAGCCCUCGCCAUGACACGUGCUUUAAAACAGUCUGGAUUUCAUCCCUGCCAAGUAGAUUACCUAAAUGCACAUGCUACAUCUACACCCUUGGGUGAUACAGUGGAAGCCACUGCUAUAAAAUCUGUAUUCGCUGACCAUGCACUAUCAGGUGCUUUGGCCUUUUCAUCCACAAAGGGUGCAGUCGGUCAUCUUCUUGGAGCAGCUGGUGCUGUUGAGGCAAUUUUCUCUGUUUUGGCCAUACACACUGGUGUAGCACCACCCUCUCUUAAUCUGAAGGAACCAGACCCCAUAUUUAAUGACAACUUCAUGCCUUUAACCUCUUCGAAACAGAUGCCAAUUCGAAUAGCUUUGUCGAAUUCCUUUGGCUUUGGAGGCACAAAUGCAUCCCUACUUUUCGCUUCUGCUGAGUAGAACAGACUGAUUACUCCAAAUGGAUCUCGUUCGUUGAAGAAACUGGUAAGUUAUUUAGUCCAAGUUGUAAGUUGUUGUGGAGAUUCCAUUUUACACCAUUUUUGAGUCAUUGUCUAUUUAUUGUCUAUUUAUUGUGACAAAGAUGCGAUGAUAGGCUACAUGUUAGAAGAGGAUAUUGAGUAUUUAGAAUUCCAUUUUGUC